Molecule: messenger RNA, 4125 nt
Organism: Cydia fagiglandana
Lineage: Eukaryota; Metazoa; Arthropoda; Insecta; Lepidoptera; Tortricidae
Exons: 2
Coding region: 617-1855 (412 amino acids)
Source: RefSeq, a predicted model, not a curated record
UUAUAAAAAAGCUAGGUGACCAUAGACUAAUUCCCUUUUUCACAUCUAUAGCGCCUUAAGAUGUAAGUCACCUGUGUCGUCCUAAAUAAUUUUAAUUUAAUCCUCAACUCCGAAUUCAGUAAUUUACAGUCGUUGUGUGAUAUUAACAUUCUACCAUGAUAUAAUAAUAAAUUGUGCAUGACAGAGGAUUGUUUAAUUUGUGUCCGCCACCAUUAGAGAAAACCUUCCUGUGCAUUCGACUUUGCUGAAAGGUUAGUGGUCCAGACAAUGAAGGUUACAGGUUACUGUUUUAUCCCAGGAAGGGUUUAGAAAUUAGAAUAACAGGUCCUGUGUGUGCUCGAUAAGAAUAAAACUUGAUUGUUGUCGACUUAGACGAGCAUGCGGGAAAAUAACCUCAAAAUGGCGGAAUCACAAAUUCAAUCAUCUCUGCUACGUCAAUGUCAAUCGGAAGAUGAGAUGGACUGACGAGUUAAUGCUAACUAUGCUGUUAUCGUUAGAAGAUUUGUGGAAUUGCGUCGAUGGCUACGACACGAAUGCGGCGACAAUGCGAGGGCACCGGCGUGUGUCUGCCCUUUUCCAUUCAACCGAUUUGUAUAUGUAGCUAAUAAGAAAUUGUAUGAUUGUACGAAAUCUAAGGACGACUGUAGAAAGCUCGCUGACGCCUUUGAAGACUACAGACUACAGGAAAGUACUCUUACUUCGAAAGUCACACCGAGAUGAGUACCACAACUGUUCCUGCGUAUCUGUCUACACUGAAGGUGUGAUGAAGCUCGUCGCCCGGCGUGCUGAUAUAGGGAAGAAUGUAGAGGAUGACGAGGCAGCCGACAUGUUGCUCUCCAGUUUGCCAGAAAAUGUUCUAGUGUCCGGUUUGGAAACUGCUGGAUUUACAAACACACUUACUAUUGAGAUUGUCUAUGCAUUUCCUUUACAAGAAGACCAUCGAAUGAGCAACGUUCAAACUGACUAUGAUAUUUCAUCAGCAUAUUUGAUCAAGGAGAAGAUUACCAAGCUUUUAUGCUCGUGUUGCAAGCGCAAUGGAAAAGCGGCCCACAGAUGUUUUGUGAAGAGGAAGCGUGAGGGAGCAAUAGCGAAUACAGAAGAUAAUGAAGAUAACACACUGUGUGCUGCGGCUAACUUAGCUUGUCCCUGUCAAGAUGUCAUCGUGGAUCGUGGCGCGAUUGUUCUCCUAGCUAGAAGUCAUGAAGUUCUUCAAGAAUAUAAUAAGAAGGCAUGUUUGAUAUCUGUUGCUAGUGGAGAACUGCUUAUUGGUGAGCUUGUAGGUAAAGUUUCCCUUAGUAAGAAAACUUGUUUAUACAAUGUCAUUUUUGUGCCACAGUUGGCCAGUAAUUUAUUUUCAGUUAUUCAAGUCCCCGUAAAACAUAGUAUUGUUGUCAAUGUUAAAAUACACUGUAGGAUUUAUAAUCAAAUUUUAUGUAAAAUCACAGGCAACUGUUUCUUAUCUACUUACAAAAGUAAUGGGCUUUACAGUCUAAAAUUGCAAGUGCAGCCCAUUCCCGAAUCAGGUCACUCAGCGUCCCUUCGCUCUAGGCAGGGACUACAGAGUGCCAAUGCUGCUGUUCCCGCGCCAAUGCAUUUAUGGUAUAGUGUAGGCGUCUUGGGCUUCUGCAUCGUGAUGGUUUGUAUGUCCUGGGUGGUGGAAUUCAGUGUUGGUGUCGUUUUUCAGUAUGAACACGAUGUGCCAAGCAGCUGCGUACCGUGUCUUACUGGGAAGAUGUCUGUGACAUCUGUUCCCAGGCUGUGCAUUGGAUGUGCUGCUAAACCACUGGAACUGACCCACAGUGACUUGUUGACCAGAUGCAAGUCGGCACUUGGAAUGGAGCCCGCUUCUUGCUGACAUUCUCUGAUGACUGAGCCAGGAGGAGCUUUGGUCAUCUUAUGAAGAAUAAAGAUAUGCGGUAGUAACGCCAGAUGUGCAGUCUCCGCUCUCUGAUCAGUUCCUGUCGCUCGAUGAAGAUGGUGGUGAUGAGGGUGACGUGAACCUGCAAUUCAGACACUCCAUCCUCUCUGCCUGACCCUUCAUUUUGAGGAGGAGAGUCGAUUACAUUGGUCACUGCCGAUGCGUCGAUGUCUUGCCCCCGUUCGCAGUACGAGAGGUAUUUUCUCAGAGAAGGUAAUUGUUUGUUAACUGUUGUCACUAUUAGUUAUCAAACUGAACCACUAAUAAACAUACACUGAGGCUAUCAGUUUUUUUCCUUUUAAAACAUGAGUGGCUUAACUGCUAAUAUGUAUUUUAUUGUAGCAGGGCCAAAGUUUUUUUUUAUUUUUCCCGCAAGUCGACGUCUAGCGCCUAUUUUGCGUGACGCGCUUUGGUAAUUUAACAAGUAAUAAAUCAUGUAUGGGAACUGGUAGACCGGACUAUGAAAUUAAGUGGGUUCUUAUUAGAAUUUGCAGGUAAUUUGUUGAGCUGUUAGAUAUAAAGUUCAUUUUGUUGCCUGUGGUUACAGUCAAAAGUAGGGUAAAGUUUUUUGUUUUGGAUAUCAAUAUGCCAAUUGUAAGACAUUAAACCCUCAGACUUUUGCUUAGUAUUUCAAAUCAGCCGGCGCUACGUUAUGGUUCGUAUAGACGUUACUUUUUUUUUUAACGGUAAUUUUUGAUGAACCAUCUACCUAUAUGGAGCAACCAGCUGGUUAUGAAAUAAUAUUAAAGUAUGUUUACUGAAGAAAAAGCAUCGACGGCUUGAAGCAAGCAUGUCAUGUAAAAUGUAAAAGUUUACAGUUUUAAAUGAAAAUGGCUGCAAACAAAGUUAUUGCGAGCCUUAUGUUUAUGUUAAGAUAACCAAAGAUGAAUCUAUUAUCAUUAUUAUGUCUUAGCAUGAUUUGUAUAAUUUCGUUAUGGCUGUAAACAAAGUAUAAUGUGAGCCUUAUCUCUAUGCUAAGAAAUAACAAAGGUUUAAAUAUUUUUCUUAGCAUUUGUAUCUAUCAACGGCUGUAUUAAUGAACUGCUUUCAUUUUUAAAGACUAACUUUGAAAUUCAAUUAUAAAGGAUGUUUAAGGAUUGUCUUGGUAUGAAAGUAACUGUAACAUAUAAUAUCACUGUAUUAGAUCAGUUUCAUAAGGCGCAUUUUGGCUAAAUUUUACAUGAGUAAUUGUAAAUCUGUAUCUACUCUAUUGCCAGUAAACUGCAAGCUGGAUGAAUCUGAUAAGCUGUAUUUACAAGAUGAGUAAUUUUAAUCCAGACAGCUUUUAGAGCCACUUAUGUACUUAUUACUACUGUGCACCCACUCGGAUGUAUCUUACGCUUGCAGUCAGCUGAUUUUGUAUAGUACAGUCAGCAAUGUUUUUCGACUAGAGUCAUUGGCAUGUCGCUAAACGGGUUCUUAAAUAUUUAGCUGGAAUUCUAAAUUAUGGUCUUUGUUUUCAAAGAAGUAAUGAUUUAGAUAAUGUAGCUUAUGCCAAUAGUGAUUAAGCAGAUGACUGGUUAGAUCGCAGAUAUACUGGCUAUGUUAUGAAUUGGUGAAUAUGUGAAUUUGAGUAUAUUGCCAUGUAUGUAAAGAUAUCUGUUUUGUUAAGAAUUUCUUGUCCGAAAUAAUUGACAAACAUUUUGAUGUUAUCAUGUACAUAUUAAUGACAGUGCUCAUAAGUUGUUAUUAGACUUAGAAUAUUCCCAUAAUAAAAGAACUUAACAUAUUGUUUUGCGAUACAGGAUAAUAAUUAAUGUUUUUGUAUUUAUCUACAAAUAGUGCUUGCUGAUGUAUUUACUAUAAGCCUUUGUGUAUUGAGAGACAUAUAUGUUUUGUAAAGGGUUUAAAAUUGAAAUGUAUCGAAUGUUAGUGCAUUCAUUCACAUUUGAAAUUUUGUUUCUUCCUUUAUUGAUUUUAUUAACAUGUAUGUACCUGUAUAUCACGGAGCUUUUUAUUACAGGAGCAUAUAAGGAGGAGUGUUAGAAAAAUAAAUUUUUUCAUUGUUGUCUAUGCUCCUUCCUUAUAAAAAGCUAGGUGACCAUAGACUAAUUCCCUUUUUCACAUCUAUAGCGCCUUAAGAUGUAAGUCACCUGUGUCGUCCUAAAUAAUUUUGAUUUAAUCCUCAACUCCGAAUUCAGUAAUUUACAGUCGUUGUGUGAUAUUAACAUUCUACCAUGAUAUAAUAAUAAAUUGUGCAUGACAGA